UUCUCUAAGUGUAUUCAGGAUGUUAUCUUAAGUUUUAGUGUUCUCCGGGAUGUGAUGCAUUACAGCACUGUUAGUACACACAGCAGGCAGAUGUUGGGUAGUGCUGUGUCUAGAGUUUCUAAAACUGCACCAGGAAACAGCAAAAGGUUCUGAAAACAGGUCUAAAUCACAACACUUAAUGCUCUGUGCCGCCGUGUUGUGUCGUCGCGGUCGGGGUGCUCUGUCAAAGAACGAGUUCACGAUUUGUAAAUACGACGGAGAUCACAUUUGCCACUUCCUGAUCGGAAGUAGGAAUAACAAGUCGGAAUACAAGCGCAGCAUAAGCCUCUACUGUCAAGUCAGUGUGUUAUCAUGUGAUACCCUUCCAGUGAUCCGCAUCAUUUUACCACACUGGCUAAAAUUCCCCCAAAAUGGGAUGGUUAACCGCAUCUUUCCUUCUAUCAAUGCUGCUGAUUGGAACCAGCAGAGCAAGAUAUGAACCGAACUGGGAGUCUAUUGACUCCAGACCACUGCCAGACUGGUAUGACCAGGCAAAGUUUGGCAUCUUCAUUCACUGGGGGGUCUUUUCUGUUCCCAGCUUCGGCAGCGAGUGGUUCUGGUGGUACUGGCAGAAGCAAAAACUAAAACCGUAUGUUGACUUUAUGCAGCAAAACUAUCCUCCAGAAUUCAAAUAUCAAGACUUUGCACCUCGCUUCACUGCUGAGUUCUUUGACGCUGAAGAAUGGACGGACAUCUUUGUCUCAUCUGGAGCAAAGUACAUCGUCCUGACAACUAAACACCAUGAGGGUUUCACCCUGUGGGGCUCAAAAAACUCCUGGAACUGGAAUGCAGUGGAUGUGGGACCAAAACGAGACUUGGUUGGUGAAGUGGUGAGUGCCCUCCGUGCCAACAGUGACUUACGUUUAGGACUGUACCACUCUCUCUUCGAGUGGUUUAAUCCACUCUAUGAAGAGGACGCCGCCAAUGUCUUCACAACAAACUACUUUCCUACCACUAAAACUCUGCCUGAGCUUUAUGAGCUCAUUGUCAAAUACAAACCAGAGAUACUGUGGUCUGAUGGGGAUGGAGAUGCUCCAGAUACGUACUGGAACAGCACAGGAUUCUUAGCCUGGCUCUAUAAUGACAGUCCUGUUCGAGAGACAGUGGUGACAAAUGAUCGUUGGGGCAGUGGUUCCAUCUGCACCCAUGGUGGAUAUUAUACUUGUGCUGACCGCUACCAGCCAGGACAUUUGCUCAAACACAAAUGGGAAAACUGCAUGACAAUCGACACAAAGUCAUGGGGCUACAGACGAAACGCUCCUCUCAGGGACUACCUCACCAUCGAGCAGCUUGUAGCGAAUUUAGUAGAGACCGUUUCCUGUGGAGGAAACCUGCUGAUGAACGUCGGUCCGACACACGAUGGACGGAUCGCUCCGGUCUUUGAGGAGCGUCUGAGGCAGAUGGGUCAGUGGCUGAAAGUCAAUGGAGAGGCCAUCUACAACACGACAGCAUGGCGGGCUCAGAACGACUCUGUCACUCCUAAUGUUUGGUACACCUGUAGACCACAGGAAUGGAGCAUCUAUGCUGUUUUACUAGAGUGGCCUGUUGAUGGAUCUGUGAUUCUGAGUGAACCUGUUGUUAUAGAAGGACUUGCUCAGGUGGCGCUCCUCGGUCACGGGUCUCUGCAGUGGGAGCCUAUAAAGCCCUACGGACUGCGGGUCUUCCUGCCCCACCUGUCCUUCAGACAGAUGCCAUGCCAGUGGGCCUGGACUCUGAAGCUGACAGGUGCCACUUAAAACCGAUCACAUGAGGAAGAAGAGACGCAGCUGCAGGCCUCACAGAAGAACACAGAGAUUUAUUAUGACAAUUUAUAAUGAAAUAUGAAAAAUGAUAAACUUUGAUAACUGAAGUCUAGCUCAGUGAUUCUCAGUUUAAGAUUGUAAAUAGCAUUUUUUUUAGUAGAGUAAAAGCAUAAUGCAACAGCCUGAAUGCAACAAGUAUUUGAUAAAUCUGGGAAAAGGGAAAAAAAAUGUACAUUUUCUGCACUUUUAAUUUUAAAAUUUUCAUCAAUUUAUCAAGCAAGUAAAAUAAAGAUGUAAUAAACAGAGGUGCCAAACAAUAAUAAAACAAUCAUCAAGCCCAUGCAACUGUGCCAAAGAUUUAAAAGAUUUCUCUAAUUUUCUGCUGGAGGUGCUGGCUAAUGAUACCAUCUGAGGCUGAAUGGAUAAAGAUGAAGAUCAAACUGUUAAGACUGGAGCUGAUCAGAGGAUGGCUGAUGAAAAAGUGAAGUGGAUUAACCCACUACAAACUGACAGCGAUGGGGAUAUGGAGGAUUGCAUCACAUAAUGACAUCGUGAAUGAACUGAUGGGAGAGAAAGGGGUAUUUUAAAAAGGCAGCAGCAAUAUGAUAGGCUAACAAUGAGGGAGUGGAGCUGUGCUAUUAUUGGAUAGAUGAGACCAGGUGGUUUAAACAGCUGAUGAUUACAUUUCCUGUGUCUACAAGGAAAGCCAGCCAAAAACCCAGAGCACAGCAGGCAUCAAUGACAACAGAAUGACACUGAGGUAGAAUAAAGGA
Molecule: messenger RNA, 2554 nt
Organism: Cheilinus undulatus (humphead wrasse)
Lineage: Eukaryota; Metazoa; Chordata; Actinopteri; Labriformes; Labridae
Gene: fuca2
Product: alpha-L-fucosidase 2
Exons: 7
Coding region: 411-1775 (454 amino acids)
Biological process (GO): fucose metabolic process; glycoside catabolic process
Cellular component (GO): lysosome
Molecular function (GO): alpha-L-fucosidase activity
Source: RefSeq, a predicted model, not a curated record